AUGCGCUCUCUCUUGCUUCUUGGGGCUGCUAGCCUUGUUGCCAGCUCCCCAGCAUCCAACGGUAUCAACCUCAGCAUCAUCAAUGCCGCUCCCGCCCCAUCGGUGACGGGACCCAGCGUCGACGACACUGUAGAGACUGGUAUUUACAAUGCCGCUGCCGCCUCAUCCAGCGCUGUAGCAGCCGUCACUGGCGUCGCCACGGCCAGUGCUAGCUCUCCAGAGAAACGUGCAGUCGUCGAAGCUCGCGGCUUUUGCAUUUUCGGUUGGUGCUUCGGUGGUGGCUCAUCUGGUGGUGGUGGCUCUUCCACCACCCAGAAGACGACCACUACCACCAGUAAGGCUACAGCAACCACUGCUACAACUACAAGCAGUAUUGUCACAUCACUACCUGCCAUCACCACCUCUGCCAUGACCACUGGUGUCGUGGUCCCCUCGACCUGUACCCCCAUCAGCUGGACCAACACCAACGCUUUCACUACGGACCCAGCUUGUCCCAGCCCCUAUGAGGUCGGGACUUACUGCGGCUUCAUCAACCCAGAGGAUCCUUGUGCUCCUCAGCCUGAUGGGUACGGCCCUCCGACAACCAACCCUGACACGGCUCCCGCUUUCCAGGCCAACCCAGUCUACCACCAAUUGGCCCAGAGCGCUGUUACCCCUUCCGGCUAUGUUCAGACUUUCAAGGACCUGAAUGCCUCGGUAAAUGCAAACAGCUACAUGGGACUAUACACUCUCCAGAGCUACGACGUCGCCGGCUGCGCGGCCAAGUGCGACAGCACCAGCCUUUGCACCGCCUUCAACCUGUACAUUGAGCGCGACCCCUCCUUCAACCCUGACCAGUGCUCGUGCUCCGGCAACAAUGUGCCCUCAUUCACCAACUUCAAGUGCACUCUCUGGGGGUCCGGUGUCAACUCGGCCGCGGCUACCAACAAUGGUCAGACACGCAGUGGCUUCAGUGUCGUGAUUGCAGGUUCCAACGGCUACGCAAAGACCAACAACACCACACCCGUCACUCCUCCCGGAUGGACCAACCCCAAGAACUGCUCGGGCCUCCACAACCACCCGCGUACCUGCCUGGGCGAGCAGCUGUUCAAGGGCGUCUUUGAUGUGAGCAUCUGCGCCACCUAUGCUGCUACCCAGAACGCCGUAAACGUCAAGUCUGGUAUCAUCAACACUAUCCUGAGCUGGUUCGGCUACAACCCGGGCAAGUGCAACUUCUUCAACGCCUUUAUGCUGACCCAGGACGGCAUCCCCCAGGGAACAUACUGCAAGCUCUUUGCCCAGCAGUACGACCCCAGUGUCGGCAACACUAUCCCUGGCUGGAACGGCGGCCACUACCUUGGCGUCGAAUCGUCUUGGUCUUACUGCAGUGCUUAA
Messenger RNA from Pestalotiopsis fici W106-1, 1374 nucleotides. RefSeq lists its product as uncharacterized. The record is from RefSeq and is a predicted model, not a curated record. NCBI's taxonomy places the organism in Eukaryota, Fungi, Ascomycota, Sordariomycetes, Amphisphaeriales, Sporocadaceae. Bases 1 to 1374 code for a protein of 457 amino acids. The transcript has 2 exons.